AUGGCAGAUGUGAAAGAUUUCGUUAGUCGUUUGGAUGAUGAUCCAACGGAAGAUUCGGAAGAUUUCGUUAGCAUGGAAGAUGAUCUCACAGGUAGCUAUCAUUCGGAGGAUAGCUUGUUUGAGGCGGAACUAGAAGAACUAGACCAUCAAGUUUAUAAAGAGUCGUUAGAACAAGAAGAAACUGAAAGUCAUAUGAAAAAGAUCGUUGUUUUAGAUGGUGCAGAAGUGUGUUCGGUUUGCCUUCAAGAUAUCGAUGUUGGCGAUGAGGAUACUAAAAUUUUGAGCUGUAAUUCACAUAUUUUCCACAAUAAGUGCAUGGUGGAAUGGUCGAGGAAAAACCCUAAUUGUCCUCUUUGUAGACAUGAUAUGCGAAAAGAGCGAGACCGGAAGCUCAAACGGAAGAGAUUACCCUAUGACGAUGAUGAAGAACUUACACGCCUGAAGCUAUAA
Molecule: messenger RNA, 450 nt
Organism: Papaver somniferum (opium poppy)
Lineage: Eukaryota; Viridiplantae; Streptophyta; Magnoliopsida; Ranunculales; Papaveraceae
Product: RING finger protein 24-like
Exons: 1
Coding region: 1-450 (149 amino acids)
Source: RefSeq, a predicted model, not a curated record